GUGACUAACGUUUAGUUAUAUAGAGAGUGAGAAGGCUCCUUUCUGUUAGUUGCGAUUUGUCUACAUCUUUGACACAAUGAACUGAAAUAAGCCGGUUUUGGAAUGGCCUCCUCAAAAACUCGUGCGUCAUGCAGUGGUGGACCUUUCGCUGUUGUAAAUCCUGCCUUCCAAAAUUGGUGCCACGAUGAUGGUAAAAAGGACAGAAAAGGGUUACUUACAUCAAUGGCUGACAAAAACUAUGGAGCAAAACGGGUGUUACCGCAUGAAAACAAGUUUUCACCCAAAGAACCGCAGAAAACGAGCCACGAAUCUUCAGGUGCACUCAGGACAAACCGAACUCUGUUGUGGCUGAUGGUGUUUCUUUGCCUUGUGUCAACGGCAGCACUUGCGCUAACAAUCCUGAUGUUGUUCGGUAAAAUUGGCGAUCGAUGUAGCUGUGAAACAAACCCAGUAUCUCCAUUAGCUCAUGGGUACAGUGAGAUUUCGGCCAGGGUGACGUUUCUAGAGCAAAAGUUGUCAAAACUACAAAACGAACAGGUUGUCUUGCCUAACGUGACUGGAAGUUCUCAAACUGAGUUUACCGUUACGUUUAACCAGACGGCUACAAGACUGCUUCAACAAGACAUUUAUUCAUUGAAGGCCCUGGUGAAUGAUAUGAAUAGGACGAUAUCUGAUAAGAUGAACCGAAUCAGUUCAUCUGGAGUUGGGGUUUAUAAGUUGGCGAACCAAACAGAGGAGAUUUUGAACAAAUUUAAAAACCACACCGCAGGCUCUCUGACAUCGUUGAUAAACGCAACAGAUGCACUAAAACAAGAAGAUGUGAAGCUGAGGACACUUUUGUCAGAAUUUAACACCACCCUCUCUACCAAGAUAGAGAAUUUUAGCAAGCUACAAGGCCCAAUUGGACCACGCGGUUUCAACGGCUCUAAAGGGGCGAUUGGACCAGCCGGACCUCAGGGAUUCAAUGGAACAGAAGGUACCCAAGGGGUGAUAGGCCCCCCAGGGUUUAAUGGAUCAGAAGGACCACCAGGGCCACAGGGACCAAACGGAGCAGGAGACUUCUCCCAGUGUGAACACAAGGAAGAGAAUUUGAAUGGAAACCAAGAUCCAGUCACCAGCAACACUUUACCAAGUCCAAUUAAAGUUGCCGUGGGUGAACCAAGUGGUAAAAAGAUUGUUGGUGUCUCAUGUUCAACAGACCGUGCUCAGCUUUCUCUGCUCUCGACCAAGAUAGAAGCAUCUAAUAAACAGUUGUUCUACUACUGUAGCUGUUAUGGUCAUCAUGGAACAGGCCAGGCUGCUAUUCAGUGCGUCAUGCAUUACUGGGAAUGUCCGCUGACCACAUGAACACGAAAACGAUUGGUGUUUUGAUUGGGUGAAGAAACUUUACAAUAAAUUAAAAGGCCCAACAUCUUUAAUUGUUAUCGUAGUUUCUAGGAGAAAAGUCAACAGAAUUUUUUCGCAACAUGUUAGCAGAGUUUCUGUCACUCCAUCUUCCAUGGUUUAUUUGGGUAUGUCACAUGAAAGCCAGGGGCGUCAGGUACAGUGGGCUUAGCGGCAGUCGUAUCUGAAUAGAAUACACCUUGGUUAUGGUGAGGUAAAACAAAUGAAUAUCUAUUUGGCUGGGUUUUAAAAUGUCUAAAAGGGAAAAAUGCUAAAAAAAUGGGCAGC
Messenger RNA from Pocillopora verrucosa, 1671 nucleotides. Its product is annotated as collectin-12. Lineage: Eukaryota; Metazoa; Cnidaria; Anthozoa; Scleractinia; Pocilloporidae. The record is from RefSeq and is a predicted model, not a curated record.